GUUCAGCGAGUGAGAGCAGCAGCAGCAAUGACGACCAGUUUGAAGAAGAACCGAAAGAAGAGAGGCCACGUCAGCGCCGGCCACGGCCGUAUCGGGAAGCACCGCAAGCACCCCGGCGGCAGAGGAAACGCUGGAGGGAUGCACCACCACCGGAUCCUGUUCGACAAGUACCACCCGGGGUAUUUUGGUAAAGUUGGGAUGAGAUACUUCCACAAGCUUCGCAACAAGUUCUACUGCCCCAUCGUCAACGUCGACAAGCUCUGGUCCUUGGUGCCGCAGGAGGUCAAGGACAAGGCCUCCAAAAACGACGUGCCGUUGAUUGACGUGACGCAGCACGGGUACUUCAAGAUUUUGGGUAAGGGGAAGCUGCCGGCGGACCGGCCUGUGGUGGUGAAGGCUAAGCUUAUUUCGAAGGUUGCGGAGAAGAAGAUCAAGGAGGCCGGCGGCGCUGUGGUUCUCACCGCCUUAGGUUUUUUUUUUUUGCUUGCUUUAGAUUUAUGUGGAUUUUGUGGUUUAUACUUUUAUAAAAUAAUUGGGAUUUUAGUUAAUUUUAUGCAUUCUUGGUUGAUUUUGGAAAAUUGAGUUGGAUUUUUGUGAUGCUUGCCUAAUGUUCUUCGAAUUUGAUGACAUUUUCGAUUCAUGAAUUACAGUUGGAUUCAGUUUUUGGAAUUACUUAGUUACUAUAUACUAAAGCAAGCAGGCAGUGAAUGGUAUAAUAGAGCCCCGAGAUGAGCUGUUUUCUACUAGAGUACCGAUUUUGCUUACUGUGAUAUAUAUGCACCUUUGAUUUGUGGAAAUACAUUCAAGUUGCAGUACUAUUCAGAACUUUGCUUUUGAUUCAUGAUCUUUUCCUUGUAGUUUCCUCUGUUUAAUGAAUCUGUUCCCGUUUGGAUUUCUGAUCUAUGAA
Molecule: messenger RNA, 907 nt
Organism: Fragaria vesca subsp. vesca
Lineage: Eukaryota; Viridiplantae; Streptophyta; Magnoliopsida; Rosales; Rosaceae
Product: 60S ribosomal protein L27a-2-like
Exons: 1
Coding region: 28-582 (184 amino acids)
Biological process (GO): translation
Cellular component (GO): cytosolic large ribosomal subunit; ribosome
Molecular function (GO): structural constituent of ribosome
Source: RefSeq, a predicted model, not a curated record